This is a messenger RNA of Colletotrichum gloeosporioides, 501 nucleotides long. RefSeq lists its product as uncharacterized. Gene Ontology annotation, biological process: tRNA wobble adenosine to inosine editing. Gene Ontology annotation, molecular function: tRNA-specific adenosine-34 deaminase activity. The record is from RefSeq and is a predicted model, not a curated record. Lineage: Eukaryota; Fungi; Ascomycota; Sordariomycetes; Glomerellales; Glomerellaceae. The transcript has a single exon. Bases 1 to 501 code for a protein of 166 amino acids.
AUGACUCAGUCUCCCGACUACAAAAUUCUUAAGCGAUGCGUCGAACUUGCUAAGGAAGCACUGGAUGCCGGCGACGAUCCAUUCGGCUCCGUCCUCGUAGGUGCUGACGGAACCAUCAUCCGCGAAGACCGCAACCGCACACAGACCGGCGAGAACGGUGACGGCACGCCGGAUGCAACCCUUCAUCCCGAGUUUACCUUGGCGCGAUGGGCGCAACUCAACCUCAGCGCUGAGGAGAGAGCCAAGGCGUCUGUCUACACAUCUGGGGAGCACUGCCCCAUGUGUGCUGCGGCACAUGCCUGGGUGGGCUUAGGGCCGAUUGUCUAUGUGUCGUCAACAGAACAAUAUGCAUCAUGGCUGGAAGAAUUUGGGCUGGCAGCUGGCAAGAAGGUGGCGGCACUUCCUAUCAGCCAGGUCGCUCCCAACACCCCUGUUCAAGGGCCGAUCCCAGGGCUUGCGGAAGAGGUGAAGGCCCUCCACCAAAAGAAGCAUGCCAAGUAA